Molecule: messenger RNA, 2706 nt
Organism: Anoplopoma fimbria (sablefish)
Lineage: Eukaryota; Metazoa; Chordata; Actinopteri; Perciformes; Anoplopomatidae
Exons: 3
Coding region: 157-2706 (849 amino acids)
Source: RefSeq, a predicted model, not a curated record
UGUUCUACUUCAAAGAUCAAAUACCUGGACUACUCCCUUUUGCUAUUUGUGUUUUUCUAGUGUAUACUAAUUUUUCAGAUUAGUGGAGAUUUUUCGAUGGCUUAAACAUCUUCUGUCAGCAUUCAUCUGUCCAGCGGAUUUCUUUUUCAACGAAACAUGGCCUGUUGGAGGUGUGUGAUUUGCUUUGUUUUCGUUGCCUUAACAUUGAAGUCCCUCUUGAGCCAUAUUAACACAGCACAUAGUCGCAGUCCCGAUUUCCGUGUUAUAUGCGGGAUUGAUGGCUGUACUGCUGAAUACAGAGUCUUCAACUCCUUUUACUACCAUAUUAGACGCACACAUACUCUAUAUUUUGCCACCGGACACCCACCUACUGGAUGGAUGACAUCAGCUACACCUGACCUAUCUCGGGUUGGAAGUGAACAUUUUGACAUCCCAGUUUUUUCUGACUGUGCCACUGAAACACGGGGAAUGCAAAGGACCAACAGUGAAGGCAACACACCUGUCAUCGCAAAUGACAUGUUGAACCCAGAGCCUACAUGUCAUCAGAUUCCACACCCUGAUAAUCAGGAAGGAGCUGGUGCAUCAAGUGCAAAUAUCAGACGUGCAGCUGCAUUUGCCAUCAAUGUGAGGGAGAGAUGUCACCUGUCUCAGAGGAGCGUCAACAACAUUGUUUCUGAAGUCCAGCAGUAUCAAACUACUCUUCUGAGCACCUUGAGGGACACAAUGAAGAGGAUCUUUGAAAGACAUUCAGACAGUGUGGAGCAGCUACAAGAGGAAGUACUGGCAACAUUAGACAAUUUUCAAGAUCCUUUCUCCUUCAUGGCCACCACAUACAUGCAAGACAGCACCAUCCAGAGGCUUUUUAACCCAGUUAAACCAGAGGAGGUAGUUAUGUCUCAGAGGGUUUGUCGAGUUAAAAAAGGACAAUCAAGAGUUCUUGGAAUUAAAAACAGAAGCUUUUACUAUAUAUCCCUGGUUAAGAGUCUUGAACAGCUGUUGUCCAAUUCUAGGAUUUUUGAUAUGAUCCGCACCACGCCACAGAGUUGUCACAAAGAUGGAUUUUUGUAUGAUAUUGUUGAUGGGAGCCUUUUCAAAUCCCACCCACUGUUUUCAGUGAAACCUUCUGCUUUACAGAUCAUUUUAUACACUGAUGAAAUAGAGAUCUGCAAUCCUCUCGGGUCACAUGCUUCAGUAAAUAAAUUACUGAUGGUUUAUUAUACUUUAGGAAACAUAAACCCCAAGUUUAGGUCAAAGCUGGCUGCAAUCAGACUCCUUGCUAUAGCAAAAGCUGAUGAUAUUGACAAAUGUGGUGUUGAUUUUGUAUUACAAAGAAUUGAUGAAGACUUAAAGUUGCUGUAUAAUGGUGUCACAAUCCAAACACAGAGUGGUGGAUUCGAGUUAUUUGGUGCUGUAAUUUCAGUGUGUGGUGACACACUUGCGCAGCAUGAGCUUGCUGGUUUCAAGGAAGGAGUUGGUUUUGCAUACAGUAAGUGUAGGCAUUGUGAAUGUACCUUUGAGGAAAUGCAAAUUAAUUUUAAUGAAGAGCGCUUUACAAAAAGGACAAUGGAAAAACAUAUUCAACAGUGCCAUGAAAUAGAAAAGGCCAGCACAGACUUCUUGAAAUCGGCCCUCAAAACCACCUAUGGUAUAAACAGAAGGAGCAAGCUGGUUGAUUUUCCAGCCUUUGACCUCAUUCGGCAAACUCCACAGGACAUAAUGCACAUCAUUCUUGAGGGUGUUGCACCAAUGGAAGUUAAGUGUGUGUUAAAAUACCUUGUUCUGUCUGGACAGAUGGAGUUGGAUGUGUUCAAUUCAGCCAUGCAAAGUUUUCCUUUGUCACCAGUAGAUGUACGUGACAAACCCUGCCCUAUAAGUGUCAGUACCUUGGCAUCAAAUGAUAACAAACUUAAACAGUCCUCAGGGCAAAUGCUGAUAUUGCUGAAGAUCAUGCCUUUUCUGCUGAAUACUAUAGAGAAAAAUGAGUAUGUUCAGUUUGUUUUGCAUUUGAAACAGUUUAAGCAACUUUUUCCUGAGAAUAAUGUCAUUCCUAAGCAACAUUACCUGCUGCAUCUCCCUUCCCAAAUUCUUUCCCUGGGCCCUAUGAUAAGACACAUGUGCAUGAGAUUUGAGUCAAAGCACUGUUUUUUCAAACAGUGGUCAUCUAAAUUGAACUUCAAAAAUGUCUGUAAGUCACUUGUGAAACAUAAUCAGCUUUUUGAAUGCUGUCAAAAUGAAAUGGGUAUGGAGCAUCCGAUUUUUUUACAUGAGAAAGAAUUGGGUCCUGUCUCAGAAGUAGCAAAUAUGGAGUAUGUUAAUGCAAAGAUGAGAGAUUUUUUGGGGAUUUAUGGCAUACAACACACAGUCAAAGUAAAGUGGCUUAUUCUCAAUGGGAACAAGUACAUAAGUGACAGGUCUCUAAUAAUCACCACUACAAAUGAGACAGUGCCUGUCUUCGGAUUUAUAAAAAACAUUUAUGUGGUAAACAGCUCAUUGUAUUGUUUUGAGUACCAGCUUUAUGAGACAGUGGGUUGGAAUAGAGAUCUUUUAGCCUAUGAAGUUGCAGUGCCUAAUCUUGCUCAAGCAACAGAGUUCAUCGAUGCUGAAAAACUAGUGGAUCAUACAUCAUAUUACCCUGUCAGUUUCAAAAACACCACGUAUGUUCUGACAAAAUAUUAUCUUGGUGAUGUUGCUCUACUUAAACAGUGA